AUGUCCUACCAAGCCCUUUUGACCUCUUUCGAGGUCGUUGGAAAUUGGGUUCACCGUCUCGUCAAUUACGCGACCCGGAGGGAUUCUACGACCCAGAGGCCCAGGAGGCUCACGAGUCUCCCAUACGAGCUACUUAUCGGCAUCAGCAUAUCCCUUGAAUGGAGAGAUAUCCUCCAACUUCGACAGACGUGUCGCCUGUUGAAUCAGGUCUCGCGAGAGCGUUCGGUCUGGCUGGCCCUGUUGUAUCGCUACUACGAGACCAAGUUCGCCCGACCUUUCUUUUUGCCCAAGCCGCUUCACCUCUGCUCGGCAUCCGAUCUUGAAAACCGUAUCACGCGGUGGUGGAGGGGGUUGGAUGGAAUAAUGGUGUCGCCAGUGACAGUGCACAGGUUCAAGCCCCUGGGCCUUGAUUACAGAUUCGGCUUACAAGGACCCGUUCCGGGAGGAAGAUUCCUUUUCUACGCCUUUGAGGACGGAAGACUUGGCUACAUUGACUCGCGGCAACCCAACCCGGAAUUCAUCGACCUCAUACCUUCCCCGAGCGCCUUUUGCGGAAACCCUUGCACAGACAUCUCUGUUGCAAUCGAUGCCUUGUCGCAGCAGCAGUAUACUCCGGACCAUCGAUCAGCCCCUCCUUUGUGUAGCCAGCUAUUCCCUUCGACGUUCAAUAUCGCGGUUCAUCGCAUGAUAUGGAAGGUUCUGGUUCAUUUCGAAGUCUGGAGGUUGACUGCACAGAUUGAAGGGGAGGAUGUCGUAGGAUAUUCUGCCACCCUCUUGACCUCGUUUACCGAGGAUCACACCCUCAGGCUUUGGGGCCCAUGCGCAUUGUACGGCAAGAACCUUGCGUACAAUAUUAGCUCCUCUCACUCUGACCCACCAUACUCCUCGACGGAGGUGAUGACGAUCGUUGAUUGGACUGAGAUUCCGCAAGGGGCGGCAGAUUUCCCUCGAUCCUACAUUCCAGUCCGAACAGUGUUUGACACAAUAUAUCUUCUUCCAGGAAACAUCAUACUGGCGGUGGCGGAUCACGAUUAUCAGCCGAAAUUCUUCGCUUGGAAUUGGGUGGAAGACUCGACACUUCUCUCUGUGCCGCCGUCCAGUCCAGCGGUCGCAGAACUGCCAUCCUGCCCGCCAAUGGCGGAGUGUUCUCCCGGGAUAAGGGGUCUCCUCUCCUUCACAAACCCAUACUUUACCCGCAACUCCAUCCGACUCGUACUCGCAACGGACAAUGGAGCAUUCGGAGUCAUCCUGCCCAUCACGACGUCUGGCAGAAAACAGAGCAAAUGUGCUUUCCAGAUCGUGAAAUUGUUCGACAUGGCAGGUCUCAACUGCGCACGUUUCGUGUGGUACGGCUAUAACAGUGGAUUCAGUCUCCCGUUAAGAGAACCGGAAACCAGCUGGCACUCGUUUCACUACCGUUGGCCAGAUGAUGAUGUCGAUGGUCCCUCAAUGUCCGUCUGCAAUGCCCCUGUACCUUCGUCAUCAUUCCCCUGCUACUACCACGGGCGAUAUAUUGACGACUCUCAGGCCUCAGUUUCACUUCGUAUCCAGCUGUAA
Molecule: messenger RNA, 1557 nt
Organism: Coprinopsis cinerea okayama7#130
Lineage: Eukaryota; Fungi; Basidiomycota; Agaricomycetes; Agaricales; Psathyrellaceae
Exons: 5
Coding region: 1-1557 (518 amino acids)
Molecular function (GO): protein binding
Source: RefSeq, a predicted model, not a curated record